Cylicocyclus nassatus is the source of this 273-nucleotide messenger RNA. NCBI's taxonomy places the organism in Eukaryota, Metazoa, Nematoda, Chromadorea, Rhabditida, Strongylidae. The record is from the annotation of a GenBank genome assembly.
AUGGCUUAUAAUUACGCAAGUCGCCCUUUUCCUGAGGCUCUAAGAAAAAUAGCUGGAGGAAACGUUAACAAGUUCGCUCUUGAUCUUGAGAAAGAAGUCUACGCGAACAACGCAACGGAGCUAGCCCUACCCGUGGAAAAGAGGGUGACGACAGCAACAGGGUGCAUUUACAAGUACUACAUGAUGCCGGUGGAGGGUAAGCUAGGGUGCUCCGUCGGCACCACACCUUCAAGACGAGCUGUAUUCGAAUUCGACGAAGAAUUGAACGAUUGA